CAGAUUUUGUGUCUUGGCUGGCUUUGGGUGAAGACCGGGGAGAAAAGGUUGCGCUGCGAUUCUCAAGAUCUCUGGACCUGGGUUGUUCUUCAGAAAAAAAUGGUUAUUUCUUUGAACUCAUGCCUGAGCUUUAUUUGUUUAUUGUUAUGCCACUGGAUUGGGACAGCAUCACCUCUGAAUCUCGAAGACCCUAAUGUGUGUAGCCACUGGGAAAGCUACUCAGUGACUGUGCAAGAGUCAUACCCACAUCCUUUUGAUCAAAUUUACUACACAAGCUGCACUGACAUUCUAAACUGGUUUAAAUGCACGCGGCACAGAGUCAGCUAUCGGACAGCCUAUCGACAUGGGGAGAAGACUAUGUAUAGGCGCAAGUCUCAGUGUUGUCCUGGAUUUUAUGAAAGUGGGGAAAUGUGUGUCCCCCACUGUGCUGAUAAAUGUGUCCAUGGUCGCUGCAUUGCUCCAAACACCUGUCAGUGUGAGCCUGGCUGGGGAGGGACCAACUGCUCCAGUGCCUGCGAUGGUGAUCACUGGGGUCCCCACUGCACCAGCCGGUGCCAGUGCAAAAAUGGGGCUCUGUGCAACCCCAUCACCGGGGCUUGCCACUGUGCUGCGGGCUUCCGGGGCUGGCGCUGCGAGGACCGCUGUGAGCAGGGCACCUAUGGUAACGACUGUCAUCAGAGAUGCCAGUGCCAGAAUGGAGCCACCUGCGACCACGUCACGGGGGGAUGCCGCUGCCCACCAGGAUACACCGGAGCCUUCUGUGAGGAUCUUUGUCCUCCUGGUAAACAUGGUCCACAGUGUGAGCAGAGAUGUCCUUGUCAAAAUGGAGGAGUGUGUCAUCACGUCACUGGAGAAUGCUCUUGCCCUUCUGGCUGGAUGGGCACAGUGUGUGGUCAGCCUUGCCCCGAGGGUCGCUUUGGAAAGAACUGUUCCCAAGAAUGCCAGUGCCAUAAUGGAGGGACGUGUGAUGCUGCCACAGGCCAAUGUCAUUGCAGUCCAGGAUACACAGGGGAACGGUGCCAGGAUGAGUGUCCUGUUGGGACCUAUGGCGUUCUCUGUGCUGAGACCUGCCAGUGUGUCAAUGGAGGGAAGUGUUACCACGUGAGCGGCGCAUGCCUCUGUGAAGCAGGCUUUGCUGGCGAGCACUGCGAAGCACGCCUGUGUCCUGAGGGGCUCUACGGCAUCAAAUGUGACAAACGGUGUCCCUGCCACUUGGAAAACACUCAUAGCUGUCACCCCAUGUCUGGAGAAUGUGCCUGCAAGCCGGGCUGGUCAGGACUCUACUGUAAUGAGACAUGUUCUCCUGGAUUCUACGGGGAAGCUUGCCAGCAGAUCUGCAGCUGCCAAAAUGGGGCAGACUGUGACAGUGUGACUGGAAAGUGCACCUGUGCCCCAGGAUUCAAAGGAAUUGACUGCUCUACCCCAUGCCCUCUGGGAACCUAUGGGAUAAACUGUUCCUCUCGCUGUGGCUGUAAAAAUGAUGCAGUCUGCUCUCCGGUGGACGGGUCUUGUACUUGCAAGGCAGGCUGGCACGGGGUGGACUGCUCCAUCAGAUGUCCCAGUGGCACAUGGGGCUUUGGCUGUAACUUAACAUGCCAGUGCCUCAACGGGGGAGCCUGCAACACCCUGGACGGGACCUGCACGUGUGCACCUGGAUGGCGCGGGGAGAAAUGCGAACUUCCCUGCCAGGAUGGCACGUACGGGCUGAACUGUGCUGAGCGCUGCGACUGCAGCCACGCAGAUGGCUGCCACCCUACCACGGGCCAUUGCCGCUGCCUCCCCGGGUGGUCAGGAUUGUUUUGACUAUUCUGGGUCCUUGAAUUUCCAUGUGAAUGGUAACAUCAAUAUGUUAAUUUCCACAAAGAAGCAAGGUGGAAAUUUAAUGGAGAUUGAAUCUAUAGAUCAAUUUGGGGAAUACUGUCCACUUAACAAUAUGAAGUCUUCAGAUUCAUAAACAUGGGAUGUCACCAGCAACCUCUUCAGUAGUGUCUCUCAGCCCCUUGGAAAAUGUUGAGAGCUUCUUUGGUUUCUAAAGGAGUAAACUGAGAGGAACUGUCAUGUGCUUGAUUUCUAGUGUCUGAGAGCUACCUUGGGAAACAGGCUAAGGCUGGUGCAAUGGACUUUAUUUUCUACCAAUACGAGCUACCCACAGACACGAGGCCUCCCCAACCCUGUAGUUCCAUCUUGACUUGCAACACCUGAGAUAACUUGACUUCACAAUAGGAAAUUCUGCCUUCCAAUGUUUCAGCUUGGCUCUUCAUCCCCAAAUGUUAAAACUGCAUCAACUAGGGAUUGAACCAGAUUUUGUGACUUCACUAGGGUUCUUGAAGUUCUCAAAUGGAGAGAUCGAUACUAAUUUCUCAAUGACCACGGUGAAGCAAAAUAAAAUUUUAAACCUUCUGGCAAAUUCAGAAUUUUCUAACAGAGAGACCACAUCUUUUGUUUUAUACAACACUCCACCAAAUCUACUUCUGUCUUAUAAAGAUAGAAAGAAUGUGAGGUGUUCCUGAACACACCAGUCACUGCUCAAGUGUCCACCUGCUUUGAUGAUUUAGAACUAUCCUGUGAAAGGCACACUCUAGUGUACAUGAGAAGAGCAAGAGAUAGGAUUUGGCCUGAAGCCAGCCGGAAAAUGUGUUAGUUGCAUUCCACAGUCUGGGUCAUGGGGUAAGACAAAUUAUCCCAUCUGGCCUUAGACCUAUCAAGCUCCUACGGGAAUGCAGUGGCUUUGUCACACAAUGUAAUCUUGUAAUCCUCUGUCCAUCUGUGGCCGGCCUGCUUCUCUAAACGGGAAGACUACUGCUUCAUGCUGCUCUAUUGCUUGUUGCCUACCAUCUCUGCCUCAUGGCCUGUCAGUCAUUAUUGCUCCUAGACCAGCUAAGUUGCCCCAGUGUCUCAUUUCUGGGUCUUCUGUGUGGGCUGUUGGUCUGUAGGCAUCUGUCAGUAUCUAAGCCUGCUGUGAGGUCAUCCCUCACAAUUACAGAAUACACUUGGUAUACAAAAACACAUGUAGAGGAAAAGAAAAUUACUGAAGUUCCAAAAAACACCUACAAUUGGACCAAGAAUUGGCUUAUUUUUUUUUUUAAAGAAAGAGCAGCUUCUGUAUAUUAUUUACAAAGGUCAUCAUUUCAUUGUCUACACUGGACAGACUAAUAAUUUUUUACCCAUAAAAUUGUUUAGGGUUAGUACCCUGUUAGGACCUUUUUGAACAUAAAGAAGGUUUUACUUUCCAUUUAAGACACCAGGUUUGAGGUCAAAAGAUAAACAUAAGCCCAGGGAAGCGAGCAAUUCUAUUUCCUCUCAUCCCUGUUGCUGAGAUUGCUGUAGGUGAACUGUUAAGUAUCCCUGGACAGGGCAGCAGUAUGUAGGAUAGGAGGCUUGUGUGUAGUGAGGCUUUUAUGAAUAAAUCAGUGAAAUCUGACACAGAAGCCAGGGCUCUUCCCCUGAUCAAAUCAACAAGAUGGCCUUAAGUGCUCCGUCAACUGUGGACACUGUGGGGAGAGGCUGAUCAGUUGGAUUUGGAGCCAGAGAUAAGAGUCAGGAGGGCCUUGUUCCUCUUUACAAAGGAAUUGACAUGACUAAAUUGAGGAAGUCUCACCCUAAGGUGAGAUGCCAAGGAAGAUGGCUUGCUGUCUUACUGUGUACCCACAUCCACCAUUUCUUAUAACUUCAACCCACUAUCUAGCAUUUGACUGUUCUCUCAAAGCAACUGAGGCUUUUUUAUUUCUAUUAUAAUUGAUAGUCCUAUUUUACCUAGUCAUAAAAUAAGUCCUCAAAAUAUACUGUUAUGAAAAGUAAACAAAAUAAAAGUUGUGUUUGACAUUUUAGAUCCUAUUUCCAAAAAAAGUACCAUUUUAUUGUAGUAUGUGGUUAUUUAAAACCUUAAUUUAUUGUCAUUUUUAGCCAAUACACCAUUUUAUCAAAAAGAGGCAGAUUGCAGUAGAAGAAUGAGGAAAAUGAAAUACCAUUCAGGAUUUAGGCUGUGUCCUAUGCUGCUUCUCCUACACUUCUGGACCUCUGGUACACACACACACUCUCUCUCUCUCUCUCUGCUAUAAAAUGAGGCUCGCUUUUCAAAAUGAUUAUACUGAAAUUUCAGAUGUCAAUGAAAUAUAAUUAUGAGUGUUUGUGUAUACUUAUGUAUGUGUGUUUCCAGAGUAGUGGAGUGAUAUACUUUAUAAAAGCAUUUUCCCAAAAUUACAGAAACAGGCUGAAGUUUAUGUCUUCUUUUCUGCUCUGACUUCAGUCAGCCAGAACACCCAUUUGCUGAGCAUUACAGCUAAUCAAGAUUUCAUUCCAGCUGACUGGGAACAUGUGCGGUGUCCGGCCUCAUUCCCAGCCCUGGCUAAGAUCACUGUCACCUGGGAACUCUUUGAACUUGCAUAUUCCCAGUCCCCACCUCACACCUACUAAAUGAGAAUUUGGAAAGUGGCUGAGGAGGAGGAAGAUUAUGGAGCCUCUGCCCAUCCAGAAAGCAACUUUGAUACAAAUUUGGAAAAGAUUUGGAAAUCCCUCAGGAUGUACUCUUUGGCACAUGAAGUGCAAGCCGGAUUUCUGCCCCAACUUAGCCCCUUGGGCAGGGGCUCUUGCAUAGUGCACAACUUGCAAAACCUUACUUGGUGGCUUUGUCUGCCCUGGUGACCCAGGCAGGCAGUGGCAGUUACGGUCUGCAUAGUGGCAUCUGCUGUGUCAUAUUACUCUAGUUAUUGAAGAGCUUGGGGUCUGGGGUGCAUUUCUUUGACAGAAACCACAUAAUCAAUGGCAAAUGAGAAGAGGAGGUUCAAGGAUGUGUUUAUACCAGAAUAAAAAAGUUAAACACUAAACAGAUAAAAAGGAGAAUAGGACACCCAAUGAAACUCUAGGGAUCUUGAGAAAGAGAGGAGAGACUAUCAAGGCAUGGUAUAAUUGUAAGGGGAGGGGAAGGAGAAUAAGAGGAGAGGUUGGGGGCUCAUCUGAGCCCAGCCAGGAAGGGUGGAAUUGGAAGGAGGAGCACCUGUGGGCAAGUUGAUGCGAAGAGCCCACUUCUCCGCUCUUCCCAGCAAGCAGAACCAGGCCUAGAGUGGCCGCAUCCUCCCUCCACAAGGAAAGCUCUCCUUUCCAUGUUUUACCAAACAGCAAGUUUGACCAGCUGAGUGAGUGAGCUGCUACUUCAGGGACUAAUCUGUCGUGAAGUGAUGUCUCAUGCAGCUAAGGGAUGCCUGAACUGUUAAAAUAAGGGGAGACCUACCUUCCUUUGUCCAGUGACAUAUAAGUGCAAAUCCAAGUUGGAGGUAAUAACUUUAGUCAAAUGAGUUUAAUUAACAUGCCUGCACCCAAUCAGUCACAAGUACAAAUGACUCACUAUCUGACCCUUUUGGGUAUUGAGGUCUGGAGAGUGUGUCUGCAGGUUCAUAUGUAUAUGUCUGUCUGUUUGGUCUUGGGAGAGGGGAUCAUAUAAAAGCAGAAGGCUGGGCCCCUGCUGUGAGGGUGAAGGGAGGUGCUCAUUUCCCCCCACAAAAAAAGGCCACAGAAAAAACCAAAGCUCCAAGAUCUGCCUAGCAAUCCUUUCUACUUGCUUUUAUCUGGGUCCAGACUGAGGCAGGCCAUGGUGUCUGGUUUUUUUUUUUUUUUUUUUUUUUUUGUCUUGCAAGUGCAAAGGCAAACACCUCUGAUUUAUAUGACUUAUUAAGACUUUUUUCAACUUUGUUGAACUAUAUAAAGCAGAUUCUUUUUUACUGGGUCUUUAAAAUCCAUAGUAUCCAAAUAGAAAGAUUUGGUUUAACAACCAUUUGUUGAGUGUCUCCAGGUUCUAUGCAACCAUAAUGCUUGGGUGCUGGGAACACGGAGAGGAAGUGAUGCCAACUCCCAUCCUGCAGAAGCUCACAUUGCAUCAGGACAGUCGCUGUAUCAGCAGAGAUGGAUAUACCAGUGAAUAACUUCUCUAUACUACACCACACUACACUGUACUACACUACACUACGCUACACUACACUACACUACACUACACUAUGCCACUGCUUUGUUGGUCAAAGGAUUAGAAAAGCAGAAAAAGUGUUGUGACUAAAUACUAUAGUUCCUCCAUCUUAUAAUUACCAAGCCCAAUUAUUAUUAACAAAUAUCUCUCUUUGCUCUAAUAUAUGUUUAAUAGCUUGUUGCCCAGGAACUAGACAUUGAAUCAAAAUAAUUUCCUUCAUUCACUAACGCUCCAAAUAUUGGAAUACUGGCAUAAGGAAUAUAAGCAAUCAAGUAAGACAAGGAUUUGGGGUUAUAUCUAUGAGAGGGGAAAGAAUGACACCCCAGAUGAUUUAUUUACUGCAUUCAUGCAAUCACAAAUGCCCAGUGAAUGCUGAUUUCACAUUGAGGCCGCUGGCAUAAUGCUUCAGGCAUUAAUUGCACGAACAUUUCUUUAGAGCUGCUUAGCUGAAGUUUAUCACGAUCAUUCAGCCAUUGCCUAGCAACUUGUGGAGGCUAUCAAAGAGCUCUUUGUCCUCAGUCGUGGCAAAAACAGUCCCUUACAGAUCUCCUUAUCAGCAUUAGAACAUUUAUCAGAAAAGAAAUGCUCCCAUUGAACCAGAGAUGGCUGCAGAUUUAAACCUACCCCCUUCCCACGUUGCCCCUUCUUCCCAAUAUUUUAGAAGUUAUUUCCUGAACUAUUAAAGUUUUUAUCUGUUUUUUGCUAAAACUUCUGAAGGAAUUUCCUUAAGAUGUCAUAUAAUUCUUUUAUGGCCUAAUAAUCUGGGCUUACAUGUAAAAACACAGACCUGAGCCCCUAAAUGUGUAUCUGCUCAAGAAUAAGCAAGGCAGACAUCUCCACCUCCUUAGCAGGGAAGGGUCACCAUUUUUGAUAUACAACCUAUAAAUAUGUUGGGCUUCCUGGUUUGAGUGAAGACUUAUUCAGGAAAGCAAAGAAUGCUGUGGUUGCUCCAUCCCAUUGGAAAGUGGUCCUGAAUAUCAUACAGGAAAUAGGAAUUAUGUGUAUCGAUUCAUUCGACAAAUAUUUAUUUAACACCUCCCAUGUGCUAGGUGCUAUGGUGAGCAAAAACAGGCAUUGUCUCUCCCUCAGGGAGCUGCCAGAAUUAAUUGCCUUUGGUGGAGAAUUGGAGGGGAGUCUUCAUCUGCAUUUUCUUCUAUAUCUCUCCAGAAUUCCUCUUCCCCGCAUCUCUGCUGACAUUGACUUAGUUUCAUGCCUUGUCACUUUGAUCAUUUUUUUAUUUGGGGAACCCCAAAUGGGGGUUCUGCAGGUAAAAGAGCACCUGACAGGUUUUCUUUCUUCCCAGGCUCAACAUCUUCCGGCCAUCUUCUGCCCUCCUAUAAAGCACAAAUUUAGUUGUGCCCCUUCCUUCUUAAAAUUGUUCAUUUGGUCCCUGUUAACACCAGGGGGAGGUUCACACUCUAUAGCAUGGCGUUCUUGGCUCAACUCAACGUGGCCACUGCUUGGCUGCCCAGAUGCCUCACCUGCUCUCCCCAGCCCCUGAGUUUUAGCUGUACCCAACACUUGCAAUUCCCAAAGGACAGACACUUCUUUGGGCCUCUGAGCUUUGCCACCACUGUUCCCUUAGCCUGCAGUCCUCUUCCCCCUUCACAAGCUACCUCCCUUCCUGAUCAUGAUCCCCAGGCAGAGCAGGGUGUGCCUGUUCUGUGGUCAUUAUCACCCUGGAGUUACAUUUUUAAGAAAACUUCUCACAGCAAACCAGUAGCUGGCCAGAUCCCUUGAAUGUUUGCUGAGUUGGGUUUCCUUUUCUGCCUUUGACAAACAAGGAAACAAAAAGAUGUUUUGUAGGACCCUAGCAAAGCUGGCAAAAAAUAAGAGGAGAUAAAUAUAAAUAAUACACAUGUACCCACACAGAGCCAGAAAUAAUGGUUAAAGCAAAACUUACAACUCUUCAUCCUGGAGAAUAUUUCAUUGCAGGGUUAUCCUUACAUGGAAGUCACAUCAGCAGUCAUAUACCUGGUGCGACUUAGAGAAACACUUACCCAACACUCUCUUCGUGAUACUUACUGCCUGAAAUUCCACAAUUAGAUAUUUAUUUCUUAGGCUCUUAGAAUGCAUGCUCUCUUAGAAUAUCAAUAUUCUCCAGAGAAGGUACUACUCAGCAAUAAUAAAUGUAUCUUGUCCUUUUCUGACUGUAAGAUGAAGGGAAAAAUAACUAGGAGGGCACAGAGGGCCAGAAGGGGAGAAGCAGCAAUAGGAGAAGAGGGUACAGCAAGAGGAGGAAAGACAACUCCACGCCUUUCCCUGGAAUUGCCCCCUAACUGAGACAUACUUGAUAUUUAUCUUCACAUAGAUUAGGCAUUAGUAUCUGCAAAAUGCUGACUCAUUUUUUACUGAUGACAGAGUAAAUAAAAGGGCUUGAAUUUUUAAGAGGGUGUUGGUAAUAGAAUUUUUAUAAUUUAUAUUCAAAGGAAACAUUUCUUUGCAAUUCUAAACUAAAAGUUAUUUUCAAGUAAGCUUGGGUCUGUUGAAAGAUGCUUAUAUGAUUGGACACAGAAGGUUUGAUCAAUGAUCUAUAGAAUUUGCUAUGAUUCUCUGGAAAUGAAAUGAUGGGUAAACCAUAUGAAACAAGCUUAUCUCUGCAGUGGAUCUUCUUGCUAUAGGGUGGGCCUUGUUACUUAUACAAACAUUACCAGGAUAUAGUUGAUUAUGACUGAUGGCUAGGCUAAUCAGCUGAACAAACCUCUUAAGGGAAGAGGAAUCAGUUAUGAAAGAGAGGAUCUCUUUAUUCAGAUUUGCCUAUCUGGCCUGUAGUCAUUUUUCUUAACAUGCUCUGAUUGAGAAUAGGCUAAGCUGUACAUAAAUCAUGAUAACCUAUGAUAUAAAAAAGCAGCAAAUACUUUUGACCUAAAGUGUACUCCAUUCCAUCUUAACUGAAUUUAUUAAGUGCAAUUUGAAGUAGUGAUUUGGCAAGUAGUUGAUAAACUAAGUCAUCAUAAAUGGCUAAAUCUUACCUGUCCCCCAAGUCCCCACCCUAACAAAAAAGCAUAAAAAAUCGGGACUGCUUUUUCAGGAUGAUGAUCAGUCAGAUUAACCAGAUAAUUACUCAGUUUCCACUUCUUCAAAAUCUUCGUUGGGAUUUGUCUUGAUGGCAUCAGACCAAAAUGCCCUGGGUUGAUUGUCUAAGUCUCUGUGAUAAGCAGGUGUCCCCAUCUUAGCUGUUGUUAAGCAGGAGUCUUGGCUCACGGUCAGAGUCUAGGACCUGAAUUUGAAUUGAGAGUGAAGUGUUUAGCAGGUUACCCUUGUUGGUACUUUCUUUAAUUUCUCAAAACAAAGUUUAGGUUUGCAGCCUCGUUUUGAAGUGGUUUACUGCUUAAUAUGUUUGAAGCUUCUGCCCAGUAUAGGUGUGGAUAUAAAUUCCAGGUAAGAUUCUGAGGCUGAUGUAUCACAUCUGGGGAGGGUAGAGUUGGCAAUUUCAUCUCAGAUUUUCAAAAGAGAUUUGAAAAAAAAAGAUAAUAUAUUUAUGAUUGCAAGAAAAAAAUCAACAUAGUAGGCCCAGAUUUCAUACUUUAUUCUAUGGGAAACAUUUAAACCCCAAUUGGUUUAUGAACAGACCUGGUCUCCUUUCUUCAGCCCAUGGUCCGAAUGAAAUAAAAGUCUAUUGUUGGGUCAAGCUAGACACAAUGAGGUCUGCAUGCUUUCUUGCCUAUUUAAUGGCCUUUACCACGUGGGAGACUUUCAGAAGGAAAAAAACAGGAACAGUAAAAAGUGGAUCUUCUUGCUAUUCCAGUGUUCACCGGAAAUGGUGUACCAAUUAGCAACAUUCAUAUUAUAGUUUGGGACUGCUUCCAUGUUAAGGUUCAGACUGUGGUGACUUUUUGCCUGAUUACUUUAGAAGCCAAAACUGUAACACAAGACAUGACCGUCUCAGCAUCGUGGUACUGGGUGGUUGUUAGUAUUCUGGAAUCUUGGAGGGUCUGCGUGCUUGCUCUUAAUGUGUUUUCAUUUGGUCUGAGGCCAGCAACUGCCAGUUCACUACUAAUUAUAACUUAUUGCCUUUCAAUGUGAAGAACAUUUCUUUGAGUUGUGAGGAAUUCUGGCAAGAAAGAGGCCCCUGUUGUAUUUCCAAUACGAAUGUACAGAAGAGACUUUUAUUUAUCUCAAAUAAAACCUGGUUUUAGUUUUAUUUUUGCAAACUUGGCUUUCCUUUCUGUUUCCUUUUGUCAUUUUUUUUAAUUCUAAAGUUUCUCAGUAUUUGAAAUGAGAGUUAAACACCUGCAUACAGUUUCAUAAUAAUCGAUAGCAUAGACAACAGCUACAAAUAAUGUCAGUUGUGAUAUUCUGCCAAUAUCUCUCCAAUGUCAGGUAAGAUUUUUAAGGAGGAAUUUGGUGGCACGUGUCAGUGCAUCUUUCUGUUCUGCACAAUGCACCAUCAAGUUAUUUUAAGAUUAUGUUUAUUUGUUUAAUCCAGGGGAUGGUUUUCUUUAUGUAAAACAUUUUAUGGAACUAUUCAUUGCCUUAUCCUUUUACACUUUAUUUCUCUGUGAAAACAAAGAAUGGGAGGAGGAGGAGGAAGUCACCAAGGGCUAAAAGAUAUCGUAUUGUUGAUAAAUUUUACUUGCAAUAGACAGAGCCCUUGGGCUUCCACUUUAUUGCCUCCUCCUGAAGAAGAAAAAUCAAUAUAACAAAAGUUUGUUAUUCCUUCUUCGUGACUCCAUAGAAAAUCGUUCUGGGUAUUAUUUUAAUGUUAUGAUACUGUGUAUUGAUAUUUAUAAGAUGGUAACUCUCCAUUCAUUGCUGCUGGUGAUCCUCAGGUUUAACACUGUGAGCUUAGUCCUCAUCUUUGAAUUAGCAUCUGUGGAAACUCCGCACUGCCUCUCACUCAGCCUUGCCCCAUGUGCAUUA
Messenger RNA from Pan troglodytes (chimpanzee), 10816 nucleotides. RefSeq names its product multiple EGF like domains 10 (gene MEGF10). The record is from RefSeq and is a predicted model, not a curated record. The transcript is spliced from 14 exons. Bases 100 to 1803 code for a protein of 567 amino acids. Gene Ontology annotation, molecular function: protein binding. Gene Ontology annotation, cellular component: membrane. NCBI's taxonomy places the organism in Eukaryota, Metazoa, Chordata, Mammalia, Primates, Hominidae.